AACAUGAACUGGCUCUGCACACACUGAGAGACCAGGUAGCCAAUCAGAGUGCAGUGAGUCAGGAGCAGGUGGACAGCAUCCUGCAGGAGAACGAUGCUCUGAGGACAAACCUAGCUGCUCUAGAACAGGAGAACAGUGCUCUGAGGACUAAUCUGAGCGCUCUGGAACAGAUCCAGACGGUGAAGACGCAGGAGAUGAAUCUGUUGCGUGAGCAGCAGGAGGCGCUGACCCUGGAUCUGCAGCAGAGACGAUCCGAGCAGGAGAGUCUUCUGAACCAGAGGGACGACCUGGACUCACAGCUGCAGGAGUCGAGUUUUGCCAACAGGAAGUUGUUGGAGCAGCUAACAGAGGAAGGACAAGAGAAGGACAAACUGCUCAAAGAUCUGGACGAGUCCAAGAAGACGGCAGAGAAGAGGAAGGCCAUGUUGGAUGAAAUGGCGGUGCAGCUGAUGCAGGAGAAGUCCGACCACAAGGAGGCGCUGUCUGACCUCAAACUGCAGCACGAGAAGGAGGUCCUCGGGGUGAGGGCUCGAUAUGAGAAGGAGCUCCGAGGCCUUCACGAAGACAAGAACCGCUCCGAGGAGGAGAUCCGACAGCAGCUGAGAGAUGAAAAGGCGCGGUCGAAGGCGCUGGAGGGGCUGCAGCAGCGGGUCGAGGAGCUGCAGGCUCAGGUUCUGUCCAUGGAGGGAACCAAGGGAUGGUUCGAGAGACGACUGAAGGAGGCCGAGGAGAACAUCGAGAAGAAGACUCUGGAACAUCAGGAGGAGGUCGAGCGGCUGCAGAAAGAACACACACUUCAGCUGGAGGAGAAGCAGACGGAGAUGGAGGGGUUGAAGCAGCAGCUGCAGGAGGUGGAGAAACAGAAGGAGGAGCACAACGCCGCCAUGGAGAAACUCAAACAGGAGAUAAAGGACACUGUGGACGGGCAGAGGAUUUUAGAGAAGAAGGGAAGUGCAGCGCUGAAGGACUUGAAGCGGCAGCUGCAGCUGGAGAGGAAGAGAGCGGACAAACUGCAGGAGAGACUGCAGGAGAUCCUGACCAACAGCAAGACCAGGACAGGUCUGGAGGAGCUGGUUCUGUCAGAGAUCAACAGUCCCAGUCGGAGUCAGCCCACCGGAGACUCGUCCUCAGUCUCCUCCUUCUCCUACAGAGACAUGAUGAAGGAGUCCCAGCCGACCAAUCAGAACAAGUCUGGAGGAGGCAGCCCUCAGUCUCAGCGUCCGGCCGAGUUAUCUGACGACGAGGUCGGGGAGUUGUUCCAGCGCCUGGCCGAGGUGCAGCAGGAGAAAUGGAUGCUGGAGGAGAAGGUGAGCAGCCACUUCUUACCUGUCUUCAUCUCUACUAGUCUACUUGCACUGUGAACCCGGAGAUGUUGA
Gymnodraco acuticeps is the source of this 1376-nucleotide messenger RNA. RefSeq names its product GRIP1-associated protein 1-like. NCBI's taxonomy places the organism in Eukaryota, Metazoa, Chordata, Actinopteri, Perciformes, Bathydraconidae. Gene Ontology annotation, biological process: regulation of recycling endosome localization within postsynapse; regulation of modification of synaptic structure; regulation of neurotransmitter receptor transport, endosome to postsynaptic membrane. The record is from RefSeq and is a predicted model, not a curated record. Gene Ontology annotation, cellular component: glutamatergic synapse; extrinsic component of postsynaptic early endosome membrane; postsynaptic recycling endosome.